Messenger RNA from Cucumis sativus (cucumber), 1121 nucleotides. RefSeq names its product callose synthase 2. The record is from RefSeq and is a predicted model, not a curated record. Lineage: Eukaryota; Viridiplantae; Streptophyta; Magnoliopsida; Cucurbitales; Cucurbitaceae. Gene Ontology annotation, biological process: late endosome to vacuole transport via multivesicular body sorting pathway. Gene Ontology annotation, cellular component: multivesicular body. The transcript is spliced from 7 exons. The coding region runs from base 203 to 790 and encodes 195 amino acids.
CUUUACUGUCUAUACUUUGUAGCUAGCAUCUUUUUGCCUUACUUUCUUCUUCCAUCUCUAAACAGUCCACUUCUUUCAAUCUUUAUCUCCACUUUUCGUUGUUUUUUGGAAUUCCAAUCAGCCCUUUUGGUGAUUUGAUUCGGUUUCGCUGUUACUUAGCUGAACGAGCGUGGGAUUUGGUGUUUAGUACUACUGGUUAAACAUGGCUCAACGAAGGGGUUCGGAUCAACAACCGGGUAAUAGUGAGGUGAUUAUUCCUCCUUCACUUGAUGAAAUUGCUCCAAUUCUUUGUGUUGCUGACGAAGUCGAGGCAAGUAACCCGAGGAUUGCUUAUCUAUGUCGAUUUUACGCAUUCGAAAAGGCUCACGGGUUAGAUCCCAGAUCAAUCGAACGUGGAGUUCGGCAAUUUAAAACUGCACUUCUUCAGCGUUUAGAGCGGGAAAAUGAAACAACACUAGCUGAAAGGCAAAAGAGUGAUGCGUGUGAAAUGAAGAACUUUUAUCGACAUUACUACACAAAAUAUAUAAAAGCCUUGAAUGAGGCUGACAAAGCUGAUCGUGCCCAACAGCCAGAAGUUUAUAAAACUGCCGCAAUCCUUUUUGAAGUUUUGAAGGCUAUGAAUCAAACAGAGGCUAUAGAUGUAGCUGAUGAGAUUUUGGAAGCUCGCAACAUGGUUGAGGAGAAACAGCAGAUGUAUCGACCAUUUAACAUACUUCCUCUUGAUUCUAACAGUCAAAAUAAGAUAAACACGAAAAUUCCGGAGAAAAUUUUAGGUGAGAGAGAAGAGUAGUCGAGCAACCAACGUCAGGUGGGGGAGACACGCGACAACCUGGCGAUAAGAGAACAGAUGCUAGGUGAUCUACAUUGUGCUAGGAGUAAAAAAUUGGUUGGCACAAAUGUCAGAAAAUGGAGCCAAUGAUGCUCAGAGGCUCAACCCGCAUCUUGAUGUUUUCACUUAUAUUUUUUUUAUGUUGUAUUUGUAAUUUGAACCUCAUGGCCGAUAGGCCUAAAGUUUUAUUUAUGAAUACAAUUUCCUACUAUUUUCAUUUUCCCAUUUCGAGGUUGCUCGCCUUAAUAUAUAAUGAGUUAUAUAAUGCAACAUCAAAUAGAUCAAAUCUAAA